Molecule: messenger RNA, 2220 nt
Organism: Colletotrichum karsti
Lineage: Eukaryota; Fungi; Ascomycota; Sordariomycetes; Glomerellales; Glomerellaceae
Product: fungal specific transcription factor domain-containing protein
Exons: 3
Coding region: 1-2220 (739 amino acids)
Biological process (GO): DNA-templated transcription; regulation of DNA-templated transcription
Molecular function (GO): zinc ion binding; DNA binding; DNA-binding transcription factor activity, RNA polymerase II-specific
Source: RefSeq, a predicted model, not a curated record
AUGGGCCGACCUGAUAUCUCACCCACGCUCACUCAUCGCCCUGCCUGCCCUACUGCUACCCAUGAGCUUAUUUACGAACCUCUCCGCAGAUGCAAUAGCUGCAAUGUUCGCCGCAUCAAGUGCUCCGGCGAGAAACCAUGUCGCCAGUGCCGAAGCUCAUCCCGAGACUGCCACUAUCCCGCUCCGGUCGAGAAAAUCUCAGUCACCCGCGGCGAGCUGGAUGACUUGAAGAGACGAUGCGAGGCGGCCGAAAGGGUUCUGCAGAUCAAGGUACCCGAUGCCGCCGAGAGACAGCAACUUUUGCAGCAAGAGGGCGGCGAUCCGGUAGGGUCCCGGGCCGGCUCCAGCUCAUCCUUCACUCCUCCGCAACAGCAGUCCCAGCAGCAGUCGACGCGCGGCCCGAGCGACGCACCAAACGAGGACGAGGCCGACACCGCCGCCGCCGGCCGUAUGUUGCUUGAUCCGGACGGCAACUCCCGUUUUCUCGGCGAGACCUCCGGCGCCACCUUCUUAGACUACCUCAAGGAGUUCAUGUCCACCGUUUCGCCUCUGGCUUUCAAUCGGCCAUGGCUGUCGCCCACUCCAAAUAACGGCUCUGCCUUCCUGGCGUCUCUCGGCAAGUACCAGACGUACGACUCCCGGCCCAUAUACGAGGACGCCAACGUCAGCCCCCUAGCCCUGCCGUCUCGCGCCGAGAUGUUGGCCAGUCUGAACGACCUGCGGUACUUCAUCCAAGACGGCAACGGCACCUUUCCCUGCGGCGGCAUCUACUGGUGGGGCGACCUCAGUACCGUCCCCGUCGUCCCGGAAUCCAUCUCCUUUCCGCCCGGGACUUCACCGCAGAACAUCUGGGACAAGUACCGUCACCUCGCCUUCUAUCACACCGCUUUCGCCGUCGCCUGCCAGGCCAAUACGACUGCCGCUCACAUGCCGAACCCUCCGGACCUGAGCCAGACGUUCUUCGCCAGAGCCCGAGUUCUCCUCGGCAACCCGCUCGAUAUCACGAGAUGGACCAUCAGCGAUGUUGCUGUGCUCGCUCUCAUGGGCUUCUAUCUCAUUGAGAUGAACCGCCGCGAUGCUGCCUACAUGUGUGUCAGCAACGCCAUGCACAUUUCCAUGAUGCACGGCGCCCACCGCGGCUGGGUGGAUGAACGAGGCAAACGUGUCUUCUGGACGCUCUACAUUCUUGACCGAUGGCUGAGCUGUCUCAUGGGCCGUCCGCCAACCAUCUCGGACGACGCAGUCCGUCUGCCCUUACCAAACGAUGCUCCUUCCCUUCCCCCUGCAGCCGGCCUCCGAGCCCACGUCGAGUUGGCCCGCAUUUCGGGCCACAUUGUGUGCAACACGUAUAGAGUCGCCCCCUACGACUACCAUCCCGGCGGAGCGGCGCGCCAUGUAGAGCGAGCUCUGCAGAUGCUCCAGGACUGGCUUGCCUCGCUACCCCCUGCCUUGCAGAUGCCCGCCGACCUAACAAGUACCGAUCCCGCAUGCUGUCUCCUGCAUAUGGGAUACAAUCAGCAUCUCAUCCUCCUCCUGCGCCCCAUAUUCUUCAUCGCCGUCAAGAAGGCCUUUGCCGAGCGCUACAUCACCACCGAACGCCGGUGGAACAUCGAGCACCACACCUCCCGAAUCCGUUCGUGCUCCGAGGCAGCCCGCCGGAACAUCCAUCUAGCCCGCUGGCUCAUCGACCUCACCAAUGGCACCCGAAAACUCCUGCAGGCGGGCCUGCACUACGUCUUCAACGCCGCCAUCAUACUCAUGCUCGAGGAGCUGCUGCCCCCGCAGCAGCAACAGCCGCCGCCGUCUCCGUCACCGGGCCUGGAAGACGUCAACUUCGCCAUCGGCGUCUUUGAGGAGGAGGCCAAGACCGGGAGCAACUACGCCAUCGAUUGCGCCACCGUCCUCAAAGACCUCAACUCGCUCAUCCAGCGGCUUCGCCUGGCCCCUCCACAAGCCAUCCGCAUCCCGGGGGCACCAUCCACGCCAGGCCUCGCGGAGGACAUGACGCUUUCCAACAGCAGCAGCAGCAGCACGCCCACGAACGUGCCCCCUCGAGAUCACCGUCUUCACAUCCAUCACCAGACGCACCAGCAGCAGACAUUCCCGCCGGGGCCGGGUCUACGCCAAGUAACCGAAGGCGACGCCCUCUAUCGACAGCUGGCGACGUGGGUUGACAACAAUGAUUUGCAACUAUACAGUAAUAAUAACUACCUCAUUUGA